Molecule: messenger RNA, 2038 nt
Organism: Phragmites australis (common reed)
Lineage: Eukaryota; Viridiplantae; Streptophyta; Magnoliopsida; Poales; Poaceae
Product: serine/threonine-protein kinase STY46-like
Exons: 15
Coding region: 192-1781 (529 amino acids)
Biological process (GO): protein phosphorylation
Molecular function (GO): ATP binding; protein kinase activity
Source: RefSeq, a predicted model, not a curated record
GAGCAGCUUCCCUUCUCCCCGUCUCAUGACUCAGCACCACCUCUCCAUCCUCUCUCUCUCCUUCCUUCUCUCUCCUCGUAUAAAGUGCCCCGACGCCGCCAUCAGAGCGCCACACCUCCACGCAGCCGCCUCGGGCUCCGCCGACCCGGCUCGCCGCCGCAAAUCCUAGCCGCCGGCCCGCCCGCUUGCCCAUGGCCGCGGAGUCCUGCGGCAGCCGCGGCGCCUCGCCCCCGCCGCCCCCCUCCGCGGGCGCCGGCGCGGUCGGCAGGCGGCGAAAGGCGGAGGCCUACGCCGAAGUGCUCCGCCGCAUCCGCGCCGGCCACGGCGGCGCGAGCCCCGGGUUGGAAGACGAGCUGUGGGCCCACUUCCAGGGCCUACCCGCCAGAUAUGCGUUGGAUGUGAAUGUUGAGCGGGUUGAGGAUGUCUUAUUGCACAAGAAAUUGCUUGAGCAAGCCCAUGAACCCAUGAAUGGGCUGGUCUUUGAUGUUCGUCUUUCACAGGUUGUUCCUCUGGAGGAAAGCACUGGACUUGAGUCCUCAACUUCCUUUAAACAAGAAGAACAAGAUCCCCAAUGCUCAGCAUUUGCAUCAAGAGAUCAAAGGCCUUUGCAUGAAAUUAUAUUUGCAUGUGACGAUAAGCCAAAGCUUCUUAGUCAGCUAACCUCUCUACUUGGGGGGCUUGGUCUUAAUAUCCAAGAAGCACAUGCAUACUCGACGAGUGAUGGCUAUUCCUUAGACAUCUUUGUUGUUGAGGGCUGGAAGUAUGAGGUUGAUGUUCUCCGAAGUGCAUUGAGGAAAGGUGUUGAGAAAAUAAAGUACAGAGCAUGGCCAUUGGUCCAAUCGAUGCCAGUUAGGAUGGGUCACCAGCUGUUGGAGGACUCUCCUUCAUCUGACUUUGUCCAGAUACCAGCUGAUGCAACUGAUGUUUGGGAAGUUGAUCCCAGGCUUCUCAAAUUUGAACAAAAAUUAGCUUCUGGAUCUUUUGGUGAUCUAUACCAUGGGACAUACUGUAGUCAAGACGUAGCAAUCAAAGUACUCAAGCCUGAGCGGGUUAGCGUUGAUAUGCUGCGCGAGUUUGCACAGGAAGUAUAUAUAAUGAAAAAGGUCCGCCACAAGAAUGUUGUGCAGUUUAUUGGUGCAUGCACCAAACCUCCUAUUUUGUGUAUAGUUACAGAGUUCAUGCCCGGAGGGAGUAUUUUUGACUUCCUUUACAAUAAACGAGGAAAUUUUCAGCUCCGGGAUGUGCUAAGAGUUGCAUCUGACGUGUCCAAGGGAAUGAACUACUUGCAUCAGAUUAACAUUAUCCACAGAGACUUGAAGACUGCUAAUCUUCUAAUGGAUGAUCAGGUUGUCAAGGUUGCAGACUUUGGGGUAGCAAGGGUUAAAGACCAGUCAGGAGUUAUGACUGCAGAAACAGGAACAUACAGAUGGAUGGCUCCUGAGGUCAUUGAGCACUUGCCCUAUGAUCAUAGGGCAGAUGUUUUCAGUUUUGGGAUAGUUCUUUGGGAACUGCUGACUGGAAAGCUUCCUUACGAAGACAUGACACCUCUUCAGGCAGCAGUUUCUGUCGUUCAAAAGGAUCUGAGGCCUGUUAUUCCUGCUGAUACUCAUCCUAUGCUUGUGGAUCUACUUCAGAGAUGCUGGCAGAAAGAUCCAGCCCUAAGACCAACCUUUGCAGAGAUUCUAGAUAUACUGAACACCAUGAAGGAGGUGGUUCGAAGUUCCGGGCACCACAAGAGACAUCCAGGUCGAUCUCACUCCGGGCAGAGGCGAGGCUGUUGAUGCGGCAGUUUUUGUUUAGUGUUCCACGCCUUUGUUUUGUUUUCCUUUUCAUUUUUUCUUUGAUAGCAAGGUUAUGUUUUUAGUCAUCCAAAAAACUGUUAUCGGUAGGUCAGUGAUAAUUUCAGAAUAUAGUCUGAUGAGUUUGUUACAAAUUUGAGUAAUCUUGCAAGAGUUGCACCACUUUAAAGUUUGAAGGGCAUAUGUAUCGGUCUAAACCUGGCUUUUCCUUUCCCUUCUGCCGAAGAAACAUUAAUUUA